GUCGUCUUCAGCCUGCGGGUACGUCAAUGUCAACAGUCAACUGCGUCGACAGAAUCGUCGGAGCGUCGCCAACGGUUGCUGCUGGACGUCAGAUGUCGCCCUCACUCUGCUGUCUGUCGCCCUGACUGACGACACCAGGCUGUGGUGGAGUCUCGAGAAGACAAGAAGGAACUAAUCAUGGACUCCAGUAGCCCUAAAGGCUCAAAGGCCGCUAACUUCUAUUCUGGACGAGAUGUCAGACGAGAUGAAAUCUUGUUAACUGUCAUCAUACUAUCGCCACUACAACAAUGGUAUGAGGGGGAGCCAAUCACGUGCGACUUUCCCUCCGUGGCUCCGAUGGAGGAGGCGAGGCUGACCUGCUACUUCCCUGAAGACGUGCACCGGGCACAGAAGGACAUCGUGGUGUAUCGCCAUGUCCUUGAUGGCAGUCCAGAGGCAGUGCUCGGGUGCUGGUGGCGCAAUGCACACCUGGACUGCUCCACCAGACAAGGCUACGUCUUUGAUGACGUCAUCUCCGACCACCUGACGAUUCGAGUUCCUCAUGCAACCGCCGACAAGACCGGAACUUAUGCUUGUCAAGUGACUGGCUACAGGGCUGAUGAAGCAAAGAUCUGCGAGUUUAUUUUGAACAAUGAUGUACCGGACCACUCCAGUUACAAAGGACUCCCGAUACAAAACAACUACCCAAUACUUCAUGUAGUUGACGGGACAGUUAUAGGGCUACUUGUCUUUCUUCUUCUUUUGAUCGCCUUGGCGAUGUGCUACCUGCGACAUCGCGUGAGAAUUAAGGAAGUCUGGGGCAGGUUCACAAAAGUUUUCAAGGACAAGGAACUUGACCCUUUGGUGAAACACGAGAACGAAGCGGAAGGCUCAAAACGCGAACCGGAAGUUCCAGAGGUCGUGGUGGUCUGUGGGCGAAGAGGGCAUGCCAUGUGUGGCUGGGAGGGGCCCGCUCUGUCAAGACCAGAUUCCAUAGUGGAAACCAUCGAGACCGAGCAAGACGAAUCAGAAAAUAACGAGAGCUGCGCAAAUCACACAGAGCCUCGAUUAGAAGAGAAGUCACGUGACACUUCAGGGGCAGGAAAAAGAAACGGAUGAAGGUGACAAUCAAAGCGAGUAUCACCUGGAGGCAAGUGAGUCGUCUGUGGACCGAUCUGUGCCUCUGAUGGAAGACAACGAGACAGGUAACGACCAGUGUGACUCUGGAGUGGACGAAAGUGAAAACGGAUCUGAUACUUUUCUAGAAAAAAACGAAUGCGAUGUCGACAUGAAACAGAAUGAACCUUGUGAAGACCGACCUGUAGGGGACACCAGCCAGGGCGCAGAGGACCAGGAAGAACAUGAAGAACUCGAGUCGCUACAGGAACAGAGAGAAGUAAGUAAAGACUCACCUCUACAGGAAGACCGCGGGGUGAACAAAGACCAGGCUGACCCUCCACAGGAGGAGAGUGAGAUGAGAGAGAACCAGUCUGAACCUCUUCUGGAAGGGAAUAAAAUAGAGAAGGACCGGUCAGGUUCUCUACAGGAAGGGGGCGAGAUAAACAGAGGCUGGUCAGAUUCUCUACAGGAGGAGCUCGAGAAAGAUGAAGAUCGGUCAGAGGAAAAGGAGACAGACGAAGACAGCGAUGUCUGUCUGCUGGACAAGGACGACACUGACGAUGACCAGUGUGAUUAUGAGUUGGAGCAGAACGAGGCCGACGAUGCUGGCGAUGUCAGAGUGUGUCUUCAGGCAGUUGCUAUGGGUUCUAACGAGUGUCUCUGUGACACAUGCAUAACGUCUGCCAACUCUGCUUCCUGAUGGUACAUGGACAGCGAAUUUUCAGAACUUAAACGAUGUCUUUCACUUUAUUAAAAGUUUGACUUUUAGAACCCUAAAAUGAUUAGUCGUAAUUUUUGUCUUAAUAUUAGCAGAAGGAAAUCAAAUGGCCUUUUUGUAUUGCAGUGCACAGUUUCCACAUUAGCAUUUUGAUCUGUUAUAUCGUGGUGGUUCCAACAUCUUCGAAUUUUUUUCUAUUUCAUUCAUAUUUUUUUUCUUUUUCUUCUCUUUAGUGCUUGUCUGUCACCCUUUCAUAUCUUUCUUGGUCAUUUUAAAUCCUUAGAUUUUGUUCUUCUAGGAAUUAGCCAUUGACAUUUGUGACACGUCACCCUCCCUUCUCCUCACCGUGUACACAUUUUCUCUCAGAAAACGGCAGUGGCAGUGUUCAUUAUGUAUGUUGGACUUUGGGCUCAUUGUUUGAAAUAAAGCAUGUUACCGUUUUGAAAUAAAAAUUCCAAAA
This is a messenger RNA of Pomacea canaliculata, 2276 nucleotides long. RefSeq lists its product as uncharacterized. Lineage: Eukaryota; Metazoa; Mollusca; Gastropoda; Architaenioglossa; Ampullariidae. The record is from RefSeq and is a predicted model, not a curated record. Bases 178 to 1098 code for a protein of 306 amino acids. The transcript has 6 exons.